GCCUGUCAAGCCCAUGGCUGUCGUGCGAAAAAUGAGAUUUGACGCUCCAGUCUGUGGGCCUGAUUUUGUGUGCCCAUGAAGUAUGGAAAUUGACACAAGGGGAAUUUCACCAUCUGGCAUAGGAAACAGGCAGAAUGGAUCUCAGCUUCACAAUGAAGAUGAUCUUCCAGAAUCAUCAGUGGCUGAACAACCUUCCACCUCUACAGAAACUGCACCAGCCUCUCAAAUGGAGGCAUCUUUACCUGAAGAAGAUACUUCACCUCCACCUUACUGUAGUAUUGCUGCAGAAGCAGCUGCAACAGCAGAAAUGGAAUCGCCUAAUGACUUUUACCCUGUGCCACCUCCAUACAGUGUAGCUACCUCUCUUCCCACUUACGAUGAAGCGGAGAAGGCCAAAGCUGCAGCAAUGGCAGCUGUUGCAGCAGAAGCAGCAGCAGCUCAAAGACACGGCCAAUUUAGGGAGUCUAGGAGUCUGUUUGAUGAAAUAUUCCUGAGCCCACCAGAGGAAGAAGAGUAUCCCCCAAGGGAUGAUUUCAGUGACGCAGACCAGCUUCGCGUGGGCAAUGAUGGCAUCUUCAUGUUGGCUUUUUUCAUGGCAUUCAUUUUCAACUGGAUUGGAUUUUGCUUAUCGUUCUGCAUAACGAACACCAUAGCAGGAAGAUAUGGUGCCAUCUGUGGAUUUGGGCUGUCUCUGAUCAAAUGGAUUCUCAUUGUUCGAUUCUCCGAUUACUUUACUGGUUAUUUCAAUGGACAAUACUGGCUUUGGUGGAUAUUUCUUGUACUUGGGCUCCUCCUAUUUUUCCGAGGUUUUGUUAAUUACCUGAAAGUCAGAAACAUGUCUGAAAGUAUGGCAGCUGCUCAUAGAACAAGAUUUUUCUUCUUGUACUAGAGACUGCAUCGACCAGACAUUCCUUUCUCAUACCAAUGUGAACUUCCAGCCAAUCUGUAACCUUCCAAGCGAAUAGGGAAAGACGACUACUAGACAGGAGAUAAAUCUGAAGCAGGAUCUUUUUGCCGCUUAGGGAAUGACAGGGUGGUCUGUGCUUAAGUGCCAUUUCUGUUCAUUCCACUAAAUAUUUAUAUUAAGCAUUGCCUUUUGUCUUGCACAUAUGCAUAUGUGCUAAUUUAACAAGAACUUUAAAAAGAAUAAAUUCCAUGCAUAUGGUCUGCUAAGCAGUUGAAUACAGCCAGACUUGACUAAUUUGUGUUUUGUAUCUGGAAGAUUUAAAGUGGUAACUUGUUUUCACAGUAUUAUGUACUAUCUACUUAACAGAAUUUCAUUAAGUACAAGUAAUUUGUACCGAAUGACUCACAGUAAGCCACUCAGACUCUGUUAGUAUGUAAAUUGCAUUCAUCCAAUUAUGCACAUAAAAACUGCUCUAUCACAUGAUAUGUACUUCUGUAAACACACAUUGAAAAGCUGUUGAGGGCUAACCAAGGUUUCCCUAGUGCACCUCUCUUACACUGGUGUGAAUUUGGGUCCACCCCCCCCCCCCCACAUAGAUAUGGGCCCUAAAAGCAGUAGCCUUAAUCACUGCCAUUUUAAGCCCAAUUUGAACAGAUUCUUAAAGUAAGCAUACAAA
This is a messenger RNA of Lacerta agilis (Sand lizard), 1583 nucleotides long. It is a transcript of the gene NDFIP2, whose product is annotated as Nedd4 family interacting protein 2. Gene Ontology annotation, cellular component: perinuclear region of cytoplasm; Golgi apparatus; endoplasmic reticulum. Gene Ontology annotation, molecular function: WW domain binding. The transcript is spliced from 9 exons. Lineage: Eukaryota; Metazoa; Chordata; Lepidosauria; Squamata; Lacertidae. Gene Ontology annotation, biological process: positive regulation of protein ubiquitination; metal ion transport; ubiquitin-dependent protein catabolic process. Bases 83 to 889 code for a protein of 268 amino acids. The record is from RefSeq and is a predicted model, not a curated record.